AUGGCUAAAAUCGGUCAACAAAAAGAAUCUGAAAUGGACGAAGAAGACACGCGGCUGCAGGAAGAACUAUUUCAACUGGCCGAUGUAUUACUAGACGAAGAUGCAAUGUUGAUAGCUCUAAGUCAACUUCGAUUACUAAUGCAAACCUCGACUACCUCGAUGACUUCUGUACCAAAACCACUCAAAUAUUUAAAGAAGACGUAUAAUGAUAUGAAAAAUGCUUAUGAAAAUAUUCAAAACGAUAAAGUGAGACAUCAAUUCGCGGAAGUGUUGAGCGUAUUAUCGAUGGCAGGGGCAUUGCCAGGAUCCAAAGAGUGCCUUCGAUAUUGCAUCCAAGGUGAGGUAACGAAACCUGGCGAAUGGGGUCAUGAGUACAUAAGACAACUCGAAGGUGAAAUCGUAGAUGAAUGGACAAAUUCUCCUGUAAAAGAAGAGAAUCGUAUAAGAACAGAGCUUACUCCUCUAGUGAGAGGUAUCAUAAAAUUCGAUAUGAAGCAUAACGCAGAGAUACCUGGUUGCGAUCUAUGUUUGGAGAUCGAUCAAUUGAAUUUUUUAAACGAGUCUUUGGAUAUCACGAAUUUUGAACGAGUCUGUCGAUAUUUAGAGAGUUGUGCAGCCUACAGCGAGGAUACCGAAAGAAGACAAAUAUUGCAAGUCGUAGUUGAUCAUUACUUACGAUUCAAAGAAUAUUGCAAAGCAAUGUUAGUAGCCCUUCAAUUGGGAGAUUCGGAUCUUGUACACAAAUGUCUCGUCACUUGCCCUGAUACUUUAAUGCGAAAACAAUUGGCAUUCAUACUCGUUAGACAAAGGACCCCGUUGAAAAAGGAUUAUCAAGGAGAGGAUGCAAAGGAUAUCGAAGCCAUUUUGAGUAACAGCCACGUAAACAAUCAUUUCCAUUUACUCGCAAGGGAACUCGAUAUUUUAGAACCCAAACAUCCAGACGACAUUUACAAAACCUGGUUAGAAACCAAUACCCUGAGACGCGCGGAACACGAUUCAGCCAGAGCCAAUCUAGCAGCCACCUUCGUUUCCGGUUUCGUUCAUGCUGGUUUCGGCCAAGAUAAACUAAUGGACAACACUACAGAGUGUUGGGUUUAUAAAAAUAAGGAACACGGAAUGCUUUCUGCAACCGCUUCCUUGGGAUUGAUACACAUGUGGGACGUAGAUGGUGGAUUGGUACCUAUCGACAAAUAUCUUUAUACGAACGAUUACAACAUCAAAGCAGGUGCUUUACUUGCUAUAGGAUUGGUUAAUUGCGGCAUUCGCAAUGAAUGCGAUCCAGCACUGGCACUUCUCAGCGAUUAUGUGUCCUCUGAAAACGCCACGUUGAGAAUCGGUGCCAUUUUGGGUCUAGGUUUGGCUUAUGCUGGCUCACAAAGAUCUGAUGUUACGGAGCUUCUAACGGGAGUUCUGGUGGACAAUGGAAGUAGCAUGGAAGUUAUGUCUUUGGGAGCAAUUGCGAUAGGGUUGAUAAACGUUGGUUCUGCCGAUGCUGAAGCUUCUUCGACCCUUCUACAGAAACUACUAGAAUUUACUCCUCAAAAGUUAUCUAGUACCCAUUCUAGAUUUCUGUCACUGGCACUGGGAAUGGUCUACAUGGGUUGUCGCGAUAUCAUAGAGGCUUCUUCGGCCGCACUUGAAGUCUUACCAGAUCCUUACAAACUUGCUGCGCAGACUAUGCUACAGGUGUGUGCAUAUGCUGGGACAGGGGAUGUAUUGAUUGUUCAGGAAUUGUUACGAAUAUGUUCGGAACCGGUGGAUGGUGAAAGUAUUCCUGCUACGCCGGCUAGCAGUCCUGUCAGCAGUUGUUGCGAUCAACGCCAUCGAAUUAUCGAAUUUUCUGAGAAAAAAACCAAAGAGAAGUUAGAAGAGAAACAACACGGGGGAUCAAAAGAAAUCGGCUCGUCGCAGGCCAUAGCUACUUUGGGUGUCGCUGCUGUUGGACUGGGAGAGGGAAAAGAGAAUUCGAGGAUAUUCGGCCAGAUUGGAAGAUACGGAUCUAUUUACGCAAGACGAGCAAUGCCACUGGCCCUAGGCCUAUCCUCUUUGUCAAAUCCAGACUUGGCAGUUCUCGACGUCCUAAAUAAAUACAGCCACGACAAUGACUCCGAGGUAGCCAACAGUGCAAUCUUUGCUCUCGGUCUCGUCGGUGCAGGAACAAAUAAUGCCCGACUUGCCACCAUGUUGAGACAAUUGGCCUGCUACCAUGCAAAAAAUCCCUUACAUCUAUUCCUCGUUCGAAUUUCCCAAGGCUUGGUUCAUCUUGGCAAAGGUACUUUAUCCAUAUCUCCGUUACGGUAUGGCUCCAAAAUAUUGGAUAGAGCAGCCUUAGCUGGAUUGCUGGUAGUUUUGGUGGCUUUUCUCGAUUGUCAGAAUCUGAUCCUGGCGAAAUCUCAUUACUUGAUGUACUGUCUGGCGCUUGCAAUGGAACCCAGAUGGUUGGUCACUUUGGAUGAAAAUUUGCAAACUCUACCGGUGUCCGUAAGAGUUGGACAAGCUGUAGACAUCGUAGGCAAAGCUGGCAAUCCUAAAUCCAUCUCUGCUGGAUACGUGCACACAACGCCAACGUUGCUUUCUUCUGGAGAACGGGCAGAACUCGCUUUAGACGAGUAUGAGCCGUUAUCUUGUAUUCUAGAAGGUUUUGUUAUUCUUCGGGAAAAGUUGAACAGCUCCUAGAUUUAUUUCUGAAAUAAUAACACAAGACGAUGGGUAAUAAAAUAAAGCCAGAUUGCGAAAGGCAACGCUGGGACAAAUGGUUUAUUUAUUUCACGAGAUAGUAAUAAGAAACAUGAUCGAUAGAAAUGUAUUAUGCAAGGCGAAGAAUUUACUAGGAACCAAAGUGCGAACGAUGUUUAUAUACGAUACAUUAUAAUUUUGUUUUUAAUAAAAAGUAAAAAUAAUAUUUUCGAGAAAAACAGUGUAAAAGAAAAUCUUGUACAAUGACCGAUCGAUAACUACAUAUGUUCGCAAUGCAUCACUUUGACAACGAUGAGAACGUGAAAAGAACGCAACUGAUCCGAGCAAAGAUUCAAUCGCGUCUAUAAAUCGCUUCGAUUCGAUAAGAAUGUGAAGAGACGCGUGAUUCAGCUUCUUUCUUUGUAUGUUGCGUUUAUUUAACUUCAGGGACUAGCGGAAGCAAUGUGCUCUAUACAACAGAAACGUACAUUGGUUCGCAUUGCACGGUGUAAACGACAAUGAUGCACCAUGAUCUGACAGCGGUCACGGUAAGAAUCACUUUAUCAUUCAUUGUCGUAAAUUAAAACUUAUAAACGUAUGACUCUCUUCAUUCGAGUAAAAAUGAAAAAAAAAAAAAAAA
Apis laboriosa (Himalayan honeybee) is the source of this 3316-nucleotide messenger RNA. RefSeq names its product 26S proteasome non-ATPase regulatory subunit 2-like. Gene Ontology annotation, biological process: proteasome-mediated ubiquitin-dependent protein catabolic process; regulation of protein catabolic process. The transcript is spliced from 15 exons. Gene Ontology annotation, cellular component: proteasome storage granule; proteasome regulatory particle, base subcomplex; proteasome complex. Gene Ontology annotation, molecular function: enzyme regulator activity. Bases 1 to 2676 code for a protein of 891 amino acids. Lineage: Eukaryota; Metazoa; Arthropoda; Insecta; Hymenoptera; Apidae. The record is from RefSeq and is a predicted model, not a curated record.